ACGAAGACUAAUUAUUGUCCAAUAUCACUGCGCAACGAGUAUGGCAGCAUCACAUCCACAUGACUUUAUCCUCUCCUUCCCCCCUCCAUCCUCAUCCAAAACCCUCCCAAUAUGGCUUCAACCCAGCAACACUCUGCAUCCAAUACCUACGACAGACUCGCCGAGCUCAAAUCUUUCGACGAGACAAAAGCCGGAGUCAAAGGACUCGUCGACGCCGGAAUCACCCACAUCCCUCGAAUCUUCCACACCCCGCCGCACAUUCUCGACAACCGACCUCCAGCCGCCGGCGAUCCCAACCUCUUCACUCUCCCGGUCAUUGACCUGGCCGGCAUCCAUCAUCACCACCACGAUCCAGACAAGCGAAAGGAAGCGGUCGAGAGAAUCAGGGAGGCAUCGGGUAAUUGGGGUUUUUUCCAGGUGCUGAAUCAUGGAAUCCCUGCGAGCACCCUGGAGGAGAUGAAAUCAGGGGUUCGCAGGUUUUUCGAGCAGGAUUUGUCGCGGAAGAAGGAAUUCUUCUCCCGUGACUUUACUGGGAAGAUGGCUUACAACAGCAACUUCGAUCUCUACACUGGCCCUGCUACCAAUUGGAGGGAUACCAUUUACUUCAGCAUGGCCCCUGAUCCUCUCCAGCCCCACCAAUUGCCCGCCGCCUGCAGAGACAUUGUGACAGAGUAUUCCAAACAAGUGCUGAAACUAGGAGACUUGUUGUUCGAAUUGUUAUCGGAAGCUCUAGGACUGCCUGCAGAUCGAUUAAAGAAUCUGGAGUGUGGGAAAGGACUUCAGGUGGUGUGCCAUUACUACCCGGCUUGUCCUCAGCCGGAGCUCACUCUGGGAGCGAGCAAGCACGCAGACAAUGACUUCAUUACGCUGCUUCUGCAAGACGAUGUUGGAGGUCUCCAGGUUCUUCAUCAGAAUCACUGGGUCGACGUGAUUCCCUUGCCGGGAGCGAUAGUGGUGAACAUCGGAGACAUGCUUCAGCUGAUAUCUAAUGACAAGUUCAUAAGCGUGGAGCACAGAGUGAUACCGAAUAAAAGAGGGCCUAGAAUCUCCGUCGCGUGCUUCUUUAGCACUUUCCUUGCUCCGAACUCCACCAAGUACGGACCUAUAAAGGAGUUGUUGUCGGAAGACGAUCCGCCAAAGUACAGGGAAACCACUUUGCCAGAGUAUGUUUCGCACUUUAAUAGCAAGGGGCUUGAUGGGACUUCCGCUCUUCUGCACUUCAAGCUCUGAAACCUGGACAUCACCGAGUGUGAAUGUAGGACCGUUUGGCCCGAUGCCAAGAGAGAGGGGCAAAAAUUAGUAGUCUGCAGAUGGUAAUUCUGGAAUUAAAGUUAGUCAUUUAUGCAGUUGAGAGUCUGAUAACAGUGAGUUUGAUAGUCUAUUUGGGAAGGACAAAAUAGACAUGAACUUAUAUU
Molecule: messenger RNA, 1415 nt
Organism: Linum trigynum
Lineage: Eukaryota; Viridiplantae; Streptophyta; Magnoliopsida; Malpighiales; Linaceae
Source: the annotation of a GenBank genome assembly